AUGUGCGACUACACACAAGUACACUACAAGUGUACACAUCUUCGAUACACCGUGCGAGCAUGGUGCACAAAGUACCAGCAAACUCAAAAAAGAUGCCAGCCUAACGUUGUUGCCGUGCAAGGAGAAAACCUCCAAGUUUCGUUCUGGUAUUGGGCUAAUAUCGAGUAG
Molecule: messenger RNA, 168 nt
Organism: Trematosphaeria pertusa
Lineage: Eukaryota; Fungi; Ascomycota; Dothideomycetes; Pleosporales; Trematosphaeriaceae
Exons: 1
Coding region: 1-168 (55 amino acids)
Source: RefSeq, a predicted model, not a curated record